UCAAGGUCAAGAAUAGAUUUUCAAGGUGAACUGGAGGGAAUAACAAUUUCCCAGCAUGCAGGGCAAUAAAGGGUCUAUCAACUGCUAGACGUAAAGUCUGAUGCACUGCUGACAGACAAUGAUGUGCUUUUUCCAUGAUCUCCCACACUAGAAAAUAUGAAUAUAUGGUUCUAGUGUAAUCAUCUUUUCUCAAUACGUAUCAAUUGAUUUUCAGUUAUGCCUUGAAUGGAAAACAAGGUGGAGGAUGUGCAGUAAGACAUUACAUUGCAGAGGUGUGAAGAGCCCCCCGGCUCUGCAACAGGAUAUACAUAAUACGUUUUUGCACACCCGCUUGCACUCUUAGGACAUGCUGGGUCUGUGUCACACCUGCCUGUGGUGAAGUUGAACACUCUAGAUUCAACCAAGUCACCAGAAUAAACGUUAGCAUUUUACAUUUUUGCAAACCACAGAUAUGUUACAUUUGUAUGUUAUAAUAGCAGAUAUGUUAAAAUAAAGGUCACACUGUUGUAACCCUGGUUCUGUUAGCGCAGAUGGAACCCUCUUCUGGACUCUUUGGGUAGUACUCUCCUUUAAUCACAAGCACGCCUUCGCUCACUGAAGUUUGCAUAAUCAUGCCUACCUGAUUAUGUGUGUAGCCCACAGUAUAUAAAGGAGAUGUAUGACAACAUCAGCAUCCACCACUCUUCAACGAGCAGUGUAGGAGCAACAGGGCUCCUAGGUAGCCUGCCCACUCCUUUAUAACCUAAACCCAUCAGCCAAAAGAUUAAAACCACUGACAUAAAGUAAUCGGUGUAGGCCACUGCAGCAGGGAAUUAGAGAGCCCGAGCCUACCCAGACAGUAUGCAGCCAAACUGGGUGAAGCUAUGGCCUAACCUUGCAGGGGUCGAAAGACAAGCAACAGACUUCCUGCACACCAUAUUUCCUGGGUCAUCAAGGAGCACAUAAACAUGUAGGUGUGUCAUACGUAGAGGGGAGUCAUAUAUAUUGUCGGCUCUGUAAGUGUUCGGAUAGGCAUUACUUGAUUGGCUGGCUAUGUAUGCAGAUUUCAGUGGGUGAAUCCGUGCUUGUGAUUGUGGAGGAGAAUAUUACCCUUUACCCAGUAAAGGGUGGAGCCUGUGUGAAAUAGAACUCUCUCUUUCUUUAGGUUCCAACAACGCUGUCGUUAAUGUGACAUUACAAUUUUGGCACAAACCCAUUGGUUAUGGUUAGGACAAGAUCAUGAUGUGGCUUAGAAUACCUGCUUAAAAAUCCUCAGUUUCUGUGACCUAAAACUCAGUUUGCAUAGGUGAGAGGCCAAAACAUAAAGAAAAAUAUCUGUUCACAAAAAUAUCUGUGAACAUGUAGAUGAGGAGUGGGAGAGUGCCAGUGGGAAGCCGCACCCACACCAAACAGAGACUGACAGAGGGAGACAGGAGACCCAGAGGAGGAGGGAAACAGGGAAACACAAGUCGGUAACAGAGACAUGGCCCUGGGGCUUAUAUUUGCUGUGCUGCCCCCAGUUUACAAUGCAACAGACUAGCUUUUUGUUUGUUUUGUCAUUUGAGUGAGACCAUCCAUCAGCUGCAAAGGACAGAGUUUUUGUGUUAGAUACUACGUGUGUGUUGGCCCCUCUGUCUGUAUCUUAUUCUUUUGUUAGCCCAUCACUCCUCUAUUCUCUCCCUCCUCACCUGUCCACCCAGCAAGGUGUAAUUAGAACUGAUAAAUUCAGGCUGAUAGCUUUGAUUGCACAGCCACUGUCACUUUAGAGUAAACAGUACAGAACAAUAUUGACUCUCUCAAACACAACUUAUCUCACCUGCCUCCUAUUUACCCAGCAUGCAACAUGUUCUGGGCAGGAACAGUUAAGGGACAGGGUGACCUUAUCCCCACUUUUACUUACUUCUCCUCAAUACAGGAUAAUAGGAUAAAGGAUUCAAAAUGGUGUUUUUGUAAUGUGAAGUUAUGGCCCCAUGUUGUGGAGUGAUUAGUCUAGUAUUAAAAUCAGUAGGCUGGAUGUGUGUUUUCAGGUGGGAUAUUUCUUUCAGGCAAUAUUACUCAUCAAUUUUAUUUUAUGAUAGCCAACAUCUGCAUCUGUAUCUUCAAUAGUGUGCCGUAUUUUGACCUCUACUCUCUAAGCAUAGUAGUUCUUUGUCAGAGGUUUUGAUAUUUAGAGAGCAUGGUAGAGAAGGCUGCUAACGCUUAUCUGAUAAAAUGACCCUCAACUGCCUCGGCUAAUGUCACUGAACAUUUGUUUUCUUGAUAUUCUUGACUAGUUAUUUAGGUCAGUAUUUGUAAAUAAGAUUUUUGUUUCAUUUAAAAAAAAAACAUAAUCUGUAUCAAAAGCCCUAUAGACAGCCUAACUUAGCGGUACAACCCUCUGUCAAUUUAAAUUGCAAUCUGUAGACAAAAUGACAGAUGAGGUCCACACACCUGCAGAGAGAAGUGUAUUAAUUUAAUUUGGUGGACAGACAGAGUGAGUGGCCAUUAAGAAAACACACAGAGCCUCUUUAUCUCUGGUAUUAACAUGCAUAUUUGGUGAUUUGAUCACAAGUGGACAGUGUAAAUGACCACAAAGACACAUCCUGUCAGAUCAUAGUUAUAUUGCAGCGGAAAUGAUGGCUAAUUUUCUCUGGACUAGUAAAGCCAGAGAUUCUCAGUUAAUGCCUACUAUAUUAAGGCUAUCAACCUUGAAUUACUUGAUGGCCAACAGUAGACUGUACCUGUGUAGUGCAGCAAAUGGAUGGAGUUCAAUGUCAGGUAUACUGGUACAGUAGGAAUGACAUUGGUCUGUUUUAACCUUCACUGUUCCUCUGCUCUUUACUCCAAUCAGUUUAUCAGGAAAAGAAACGUGCAGAGGGGAGAUAAGAGAUACCAGCACAGCUUAUGAUACGAGUGUAUUUAUGUGUGUGUGUGUUGUGUGUGACCUGCGUAGGGGUGACAUUGUUGCUACCUGAGGUACCUUUUUACGCAGGCAGUCGUACUCAAGUGCGUCUUUAAACACGAUAUGUGCGUGUGCAGGUGUCCAAAGGUAUUUGUGCGCAUGUGCAUAUGAAAAGGGGAGUUGUCAUGUAUAAAAGGCUUUUCCAGAAAAUCUUUCCUGUUUCUGACCAUCUUGUGUGUGUGUGUGUGUAUGAGAGAGGGAGAAACAGGGUGCGUGUUUGGGACUGGACCCUAACUGACAGCCAAAAUUUCGGGGACCAAGAAGAAGGAUCGAGUGGUCUGGACCUCCAUUGAUUUAGGAGAGCAGUCCCCUAUCACACCUGCAACCAUGAGUAAAAAGGACACGUAUGACAUGUUUGAGAUGGAUGGAGAUAUGGACAAGAAGAAGAAGAAAAAGAUGAAGAAGAAGGAGAAACUGGAGGGCAUGAAGAAAGAAAUGGAUAUAGACGACCAUGAGAUUACAAUUGAAGAACUUGAAAUGAGGUACAACAGUAGUACUACCAAGGGUUUGACCACCACCUUUGCCCGUCAAGUCUUGGAGAGAGACGGUCCUAAUGAACUGAAGCCCCCCAAAGGAACUCCAGAGUAUGUGAAAUUUGCCAGGCAGCUGGCUGGAGGACUGCAGUGUCUGAUGUGGGUCGCAGCUGUCAUCUGCUUCAUCGCCUUUGGAAUUGAACUUGCGAGAGGGAACUGGACCUCCUUUGACGAUCUGUACCUGGCCAUCACUCUAAUUGCUGUCGUCGUGGUAACUGGUUGCUUUGGUUACUACCAAGAAUUCAAGAGUACCAACAUCAUUGCUAGCUUCAAGAAUCUGGUGCCACAGCAAGCUAUUGUGAUCCGCGAUGGCCAGAAAAACCAGAUCAAUGCCAACCAGUUGGUGGUGGGGGAUUUGGUGGAGAUCAAAGGAGGCGACAGAGUCCCUGCUGACAUUCGCAUCAUCUCCGGUCAAGGCUGUAAGGUGGACAACUCGUCCUUGACUGGUGAGUCCGAACCGCAAACCAGGAGUCCAGAAUGCACUCAUGAGAAUCCACUAGAGACCAGGAACAUUGCUUUCUUCUCCACAACGUGUCUGGAAGGUGUAGCCACUGGUAUGAUCAUUAACACAGGUGAUCGUACCAUCAUCGGUCGGAUUGCCAGCUUGGCGAGCGGCGUUGGCAACGAGAAGACACCCAUUGCCAUAGAAAUUGAACAUUUUGUUGACAUCAUUGCUGGUCUUGCAAUCUUUUUCGGGUUCACCUUCUUUGUGGUUGCCAUGUUCAUCGGAUACGCCUUCCUGGAAGCCAUGAUCUUUUUCAUGGCUAUCGUGGUGGCUUAUGUGCCAGAGGGGCUACUUGCGACAGUUACUGUAUGUCUGUCGCUGACUGCUAAACGACUUGCCAGGAAGAACUGCGUUGUGAAGAACCUGGAGGCUGUGGAGACGUUAGGCUCCACUUCAGUGAUCUGUUCUGAUAAGACUGGUACCCUGACCCAGAACAGGAUGACUGUAGCCCAUCUUUGGUUCGACAACCACAUCCACGCUGCUGAUACCACUGAAGAUCAGUCAGGCCAGAGUUUUGACCAGUCAUCAGAAACAUGGCGUUCACUGGGAAGAGUGGCUUCGCUGUGUAACAGAGCUACAUUCAGACCAGAUCAGGAUGGUGUGCCUAUUCCUAAGAGGCUUGUGGUGGGAGAUGCAUCGGAGACGGCUCUGCUGAAGUUCACUGAGCUCACUAUAGGGAACGUCAUGGACUACCGUAAUCGUUUCAAGAAAGUGGCUGAAGUGCCCUUCAACUCUACCAACAAGUUCCAGCUGUCUAUCCAUGAACUGGAGGAUCCUCUGGACCUGCGCUACCUGAUGGUGAUGAAGGGAGCACCAGAACGUAUCUUAGAGCGCUGCUCCACCAUUUUGAUAAAAGGCCAGGAGCUGCCUCUGGAUGAACAGUGGAGUGAAGCCUUUCAGACCGCUUAUAUGGACCUGGGAGGACUGGGAGAGAGAGUACUGGGUUUCUGUCAUCUCUAUCUGAACGAGAAGGAGUUUCCUCGUGGCUUUCGGUUUGAGACUGAUGAGAUGAAUUUCCCCACAUCAGGAUUGUGCUUUGCUGGUCUCAUCUCAAUGAUUGACCCGCCAAGAGCCACUGUGCCUGAUGCCGUGAUGAAAUGUCGUACUGCUGGUAUCAGGGUUGUCAUGGUGACUGGAGACCAUCCAAUUACAGCAAAGGCAAUAGCAGCUAACGUUGGUAUUAUCUCAGAAGGCAGUGAAACAGUGGAGGAUAUUGCGGCAAGGAAGCGCAUACCUGUCGAACAAGUCAACAAGAGGGAUGCCCGUGCUUGUGUGAUCAGUGGUGGUCAGCUGAAAGAGAUGAGCAGUGACGAGCUCGAUGAUGCACUGCGCAAUCAUCCUGAGAUGGUGUUUGCAAGAACAUCCCCUCAGCAGAAACUGAUUAUUGUGGAGAGUUGUCAACGUCUGGGCUCCAUUGUUGCCGUGACAGGUGAUGGUGUAAACGACUCUCCGGCUCUUAAAAGGGCUGAUAUUGGUGUUGCCAUGGGAAUUGCCGGGUCAGACGCCGCCAAGAAUGCUGCCGACAUGAUCCUGUUGGACGACAACUUUGCCUCUAUUGUCACUGGAGUGGAGCAGGGCCGUCUUAUCUUUGACAACCUGAAGAAGUCCAUUGCCUACACACUAACCAAGAACAUUCCUGAGCUGACUCCAUAUCUGAUCUACAUCACCGUCAGCGUGCCUCUUCCUCUGGGCUGCAUCACUAUUCUCUUCAUCGAACUGGCCACCGACAUUUUCCCGUCUGUCUCUCUGGCUUACGAGAAAGCAGAGAGUGAUAUCAUGCAUCUGAAGCCCAGGAACCCACGUCGUGAUCGUCUGGUAAACGAGGCCCUGGCUGUGUACUCAUACUUUCAGAUAGGAGCCAUCCAGUCUUAUGCAGGUUUUACAGAUUAUUUCACUGCCAUGGCGCAGGAGGGCUGGUUUCCACUCUUGUGUGUUGGCCUGCGCUCUCAGUGGGAGGAUGUUCAUCUUCAAGACUUACAGGACAGCUAUGGACAAGAAUGGACCUUCAGUCAGAGGUUGUACCAGGAGUACACAUGCUACACUGUGUUCUUCGUCAGCAUUGAGAUCUGUCAGAUCUCAGAUGUGUUGAUCAGGAAAACUCGACGUCUCUCUGUGUUCCAGCAAGGCUUCUUCAGGAACAAGGUCCUGGUUACUGCCAUCAUCUUCCAGCUCUGCUUGGGUAAUCUGCUGUGUUACUGCCCUGGAAUGCCCAAUAUCUUCAAUUUCAUGCCUAUCAGAGUCCAGUGGUGGUUUGUUCCUCUACCGUAUGGUAUUUUAAUCUUUAUCUACGAUGAAAUCAGGAAGUUAGGAGUCAGAAGAUAUCCAGGAAGUAAGCCAGGAUUCUUUAUCCUUCUGUCAAACCGUUUAACAUCCAUUCAUCAAUCAUUAUUAACACCUCUGCGAGUAUUCAGUGUUCAUUAAUCUAU
Messenger RNA from Epinephelus fuscoguttatus (brown-marbled grouper), 6384 nucleotides. Its product is annotated as potassium-transporting ATPase alpha chain 1. Lineage: Eukaryota; Metazoa; Chordata; Actinopteri; Perciformes; Serranidae. Gene Ontology annotation, molecular function: ATP binding; ATP hydrolysis activity; P-type sodium:potassium-exchanging transporter activity. The record is from RefSeq and is a predicted model, not a curated record. The transcript has 23 exons. Gene Ontology annotation, biological process: intracellular potassium ion homeostasis; potassium ion import across plasma membrane; intracellular sodium ion homeostasis. The coding region runs from base 3248 to 6379 and encodes 1043 amino acids. Gene Ontology annotation, cellular component: membrane.